AUGAUGGUCUCGAGCUUCCACGACGGCCCAUCACAGGCCAGCACCAUGCCGGGCGUGCCCAUGCACAUGCCGGUACCCAUGGAGGGGUUCCAUAACGCCGACCCCAGCCCCAGCUCCGGCCCCAACUACCAGUACAGCCAGCAUCACCAGCAGCAGCAGAGCAUCCGCCGAAAGAGGAAAGCAGACUCUCAGGAUGCCAACAAUGAGAGGUUAUCCAAAAGACUAAGCCUGUUGAAUUUAGAACAAAAUGGUUCCAAACUCUACGUCCCAGUCGAACAACCUCCUGCUUCACACUUCGCCAACAAUGCCUCCGCAUCGUCGCCCUCAUCCUCGGCCGCCGCCGUCCCUGGCGCUGCAGUGACCGCCGGCGGCGACGAGAUGAUGCUCCUCGACGACACCAAGCACAAGGUGUACAUCUACAACCUCGACGACGAGCUCUCCUCGGACGCCGACAGCGACCCGGACGAGGCCCGGCUCGUCUUCCUGCCCGACGUCGAGCGGCACCUGCGCGCGAACCGCAUCGUCCCGGGCAUGCCCGGCGCCCCCGGCGGCAGCGUGCCGCGGCCCAUCCUCCCCAACAAGGACGGCGAGCUGGCAGGCAUGCAGCUGGUGCUGUACGACGACGGCGUCCGCAGCGUCAGCGUGCCCGAGGAGCAGGACAGCGUGCGCAAGGCCAUCAUCGAGGCCCGCGAGAGGCACCGCCGCAGGCAGCAGGACGAGCGCGACGCCAAGGCCGCCGCCAACAACCCCCUUCUGCGCCCCGAGUCCCGGGCCACCUUUGCCACGCCCGUCCGGGUCGCCCCGGCGGCUGCGGCCCAGCAGCAGCAGUUUUUGAACGAAGGUGCGGCCGGCAUGGCGUCGACGGGUGUGGGUGUGGAUAUUGACGCGGACGCUGAUGCUGACGCAAUGGAGAUCGACUGA
Molecule: messenger RNA, 921 nt
Organism: Diaporthe citri
Lineage: Eukaryota; Fungi; Ascomycota; Sordariomycetes; Diaporthales; Diaporthaceae
Exons: 2
Coding region: 1-921 (306 amino acids)
Source: RefSeq, a predicted model, not a curated record